This is a messenger RNA of Colletotrichum tamarilloi, 4824 nucleotides long. RefSeq lists its product as uncharacterized. Bases 1 to 4824 code for a protein of 1607 amino acids. The record is from RefSeq and is a predicted model, not a curated record. Lineage: Eukaryota; Fungi; Ascomycota; Sordariomycetes; Glomerellales; Glomerellaceae. The transcript is spliced from 8 exons.
AUGGCAGCUGCGCCAGGGCGUACUGCCCACCAACCUACCGCAAGGGAACUCGUGGAAGGGAUUGCCGAGGAGCAUGGCAUUGUUUCUGAGAGCGACUUGACGGAGAUUGGAGCCAUGAAUCAACGCAUUCGAUCAGUCGUAGAAAAGGCUCUAUUACAGAAAGAUCAACUGAUCGGUUCCUCGAUUUUGACCUUGGCAAAGAAUCUCAACACUAGUCAUGCCCGCUUUGUCUUCGAACUUCUUCAAAACGCCGAUGAUAAUAAGUUCGUUGCAGCAAACAGUCGGGGUGUUGAGCCUUUUGUAAAGUUUAGUGUGUACCGAGAACGUAUCAAAAUUGAGUGCAACGAGGAUGGUUUCACCUAUCACGACCUCAAAGCCAUCUGUGCGAUUGGCCAGAGCUCAAAGAAUCGCAGUCAUGGUUACAUCGGGGAAAAAGGUAUCGGCUUCAAAUCCGUCUUCAUGGCUGCCUACAAAGUCAACAUACUCUCGAACGACUUUUCCUUCAGCUUCACCCAUCGGAAGGGCGACAGCGGGUUGGGAAUGGUUACCCCUAUCUGGGAACCAGACUUUAUCCCGCAGUGUGAACAAGCUUCAAGUUCCAUCACACUUCAUCUUCAUCAGUACGAUGACACUUCUCUCUCAGAGGCGGCGCGGCAGAGGGAGGAAAUUAACAGAGAGUUCGAAAACCUUCCAAUCACCGUUUUGCUUUUUCUGAGGAAUCUGCGACGCAUCGAAAUCCAGUUUCACGACGACAAUGACACGGAAACAAAACGAGUGGAGUAUUCCUUCUCAACUUCAAGUUCGAGCACUCUCAUAGAGAGAGUAUGGCUAUCCGACCGUGAGUCUUCUUCUGGCGAGACUGUCCAAAGAAAGCAUCACGUCACACGUCAAGUGAUUCAAGAUGCUCCUCCAAACGAAAAUAGGGAGCUUUCUGAAGGCAAUGGCCGUGCGGAUGCUGAGACUGAAGUUAUCCUGGCUUUCCCACUUACCGAUGACUACACCCCCAUCAUUGAUAACCAGCCAGUUUUCGCGUUCCUUCCAAUGAUGCCCUUGGGCUUCAAGUUCAUCAUCCAAGCUGAUUUCGUCACCAACUCGUCUCGCGAAGGAAUUGUGAUUUCAUCUGCACGUAACUUGGCAAUCAGAAAUGGUAUCGCGACUUGUUUCCUCAAAGCCGUGGAGGAGAUGUGCCAACAUCCCAUGUUGCAAUUUCAAUGGAUGAGGUGGCUUCCACAGAGACAUUCAUACCCUUGGGAUAGCUUCUGGAGUGGCUUGCUCGAAGACAUUGUAAGCCGUAUCAAGACGAGCAAGAUUCUUCGCACAAGGGGGAGCGGUCACCUGGGCGGCAUUCACUCGCUGCGUCGCCUACAGUCCAAUUGGCUCGACGAAGCUGGGACUCCUUUAUUUGACGACCUUGAUGCUGAGAUCUAUGUUGCCGAAGAAUACCAGGUCAAGGAUCUAAGCUUGCUAGAGCCGUACGGUCUAAAAUGGCUGUCUGCAGACGACAGACUAGCUCGGAUCGAAUAUGACCUUGGCCAACCGAUCGAUAAAUCAAGAAUGAAGAAUCUAUCCACCAGUCCUCAGUGGCAUUCACGAGCUGCCAGUAUGAUUCAGAGACUCGUGGCUACGGCAUCCUCACAGGGCUUAGCGAGGAUUCGGACUUUGGACAUCAUACCUCUGAGAGAUGGCAGUUGGACCUCGAUUAAUCGCAACAAGCGACCCAUUUACUUCCCCUACAGUGGGGAUGAUCUCGAAAUCCCCGCAGACCUUCCUUUGUCUCUCGUCAGUCCUGAGGCAUCUGCUGUGGACGAUCGAUACAAGCUCUUUGAACUGCUUGGUGUUCAAACAGCAACGGUUGAAGAGAUCCAACAACUAAUCUUUGAGGCUCCAAUACCGAUCCUUAAGACCGAGGCAACUCUGCUGGCAUCUGUCAGUAAUUUGAAGUUUUUAUAUUCGUCUCAUCACGACACUUCUCAUGACGUAGAGAGCUCGACCGCAAUCGCCAAUCUCUUUGUCUUUGAUCACACAAUGGAGGUUCAACUACCUCAUCGCCAAGAUAUUUACCUGGCAACAAGCGGCCCCUACGAGCCUCGCCGUCUUUUGCAGCCUACGGCAACUCAUCCAGACGGGUGCUUUGUGUCAUUUCUUCACGAUCAGUAUUCCGAAUGUCCUCCAGAGACACCGGCAGGGUUGGAGCAGACAUGGUCUGAUUGGCUUCAGCGCGUCCUGCAAGUACGCCGUCGUUUGAGACUAACCUCUUCUACAUCUCCGGAAAGUCUUUCUCCCGAGCUCAACUACGUCCGCCUUUUUCGUCCCGAAAGCUUCAUCGAAGCACUUCAACAUCAUUGGAUGCUGCUGAAUCAUGAUGACUCGAGUACCCCGAAGUUCCUUCGCAACCUUCGAGACCUCAACAUCACAUGCAAGGACGGCAGGGACUACCCACUCGCAGAGACAACUUUGCCACUGUUAGAGCUCCAGGCUGUUGUUUCCUCCUACCUUGGAGAUUCGACAAUCAGCUUCCUUCAAAUCGAUGAAGCCGCUCAUUCUGUUUCAUAUCAUUCAAAAUGGGGCUUCUUAGUCAACGAGCUUGGUGUUCGAGCUCGAGAUGACGUGAAUUUGUAUUUGUCAAUUCUUGAAAAGGUCAUUGAAAGUCAGCCACAACUAGGGAACUACAGGAAGAUUUUGGGUCUUUACGAAAUGAUACAGCUUCGGUAUGAGGAGUCUGCAUCCAAAGACCAAGUUGCCACAGUUGUGAGAAACUUUUGCCGUCAGAGACAUUGCAUCUUAGUUCCCAUAUACAAUAAUCAAGGAGAACAAAGAAGGGCCACUCUUGGAAUCACUGCAGCCGAGGACAGCACACUGACCUGGAGAAGGCCGGAUACCUGUGUCUGGGCAGCCCCAGGUGUCCCAUAUGCUUACACCGCUCUUGAGGGGCAACUCACGAAUGAUUGCUCCGAAGAUCAAGCGGCUUCUCUGGAAAGGUUUAUGAAAUUGACCCUGGGAGUAGGAGACUGGGACGAAGACUGCUGCAUACAGGAACUAAAGCACAUGAAGGGUGCGAAUCGCGAUGAUUUUGACUGGGUUGUGGAGAUUUACGACUUUCUUCACAACUGUGACAUGUUGGAAAGUCAAUUGAAGGACUUCAGGAUCCUUUUCAGGACAACGCCCCUCAUAUUCGUUCCCAAUGGCGAGACGUUCAGAUGGUGUACAACAGCCGAGUGCUUAUGGUCAAGCGGGGCUAAGAUUCAGGGACGAACGACUCUCAGCUCCAUCUACGAAGACUUGGAAGACUUCUUCGUCGAAACACUCGGGGUACAAAGACUAACUCUUGCAAUGGCAUGCGAUGAGCUUCUGAAGAAGGGGACUGAGCAAACAGCCGCCACCAUUGCCGAAGUUAAAGAAACAAUAUGGGCGGUGAACACCCUUCUUCAGACUGCAACGUUGUACCCUGACCCAGAGCAGGUUGCGUCUCACUUCAACAGUCCUCGUUCGGACGACGUCCAUGGUCUAUAUCACACACUCCGUGCCACCGAAGUAUUCGAAACGCAUGGAAUCUCAUCUGAGAUUCACCUUGUUCAGGAUGGUAAAGCACACAUCCAUGCCAAGUCAUCAAGCGAGCUUCACAUCCGAGAGGCGGCUGGCCGCUUACAGAUAUACGUCCCUCUGAGCAAAGAGAGGCAGGAUUUCUGUUAUCACUCGAGUCUUCCAAGGCGUCUUCUGGAGUGGGUCAUGACAGAACCCGAGACACAAAUUUGUGGUGCAAUACCACACCGAGCCAUCAGUGCAAUGAGCUCAGCUCUCAACGCACCGAUCCAAAGCGUGUCACAGAUCCUAGAGGCAGAAGGGAUUAUUGACUUGGGCGGUAUUAAUGAAGACGAUCAAGGCCAAGAGUUCGAAGAGAGAUCUGAUGCCUCGCCUCCACCGGUGGCAGACUCUCAACGCCAAGGUUUCGCGGCUGAGAUGCCCAUAAGACCCUUCUCUUUGACGGGGCCCCGUUUCGUUUCAGGACCUGCUGUUACUCAUCCUACAUUUACGCAGCAGACAAGUACUCCCGCUUCACCUGAUAGCAACAGAAGUUAUCGCUUGCAGCCGAACUCACCUGUCGAUGCAGCCGCCGCAAGCCUACCACCAGACAUCUUUCAUUUUGGGGAAACUUCCACGACACCCACUGCUACGGCCUUGCCUAGAUUCGAUGCGUUCAGCGCAGAGUAUCUGAGAAUACUCAACAACGUCAUCUUUUCUGCGCGGCGUAGAUCUUUUCCUGACCUUGGUCCUACAAGAACAGGACAGUCAGCAGAAUGUGUCUCGACUCCUACUUCCAGUCCGUGGAUACCUCCAGGAAGUGACAAGAAGAUCGGCGCCGCCGGCGAGCUCUUUGUUUAUGAACUGCUCUCGCAUCUCAAACCUCCACUUCCAGGCUUUGGCAUGGACGAUUGGCAAAGUACGAUGCGAAAACAUGUGGCAGUUCAUCCCGAAUACUCCUACGUGACUCCUUGGGAAGGUCAAGAGACUGCCGACAUCGUCUACGACGACAGGUUUGGAGUUCUAACUGAGAUUCUUAUCGGAAAGGGGUAUUUGGAGCGGACCAAGUGGAUCGGCAAGAAGCCUCAAUACUUAAUCGAAGUUAAGACCACGCCCGGAGAUGCUGCAAGGCCGUUCUUUGUAAGCAAGUAUCAGUACAACAGGGUAGGGCUUCAAAAACUUUCGCAAUGGAUGCAUCUUUACAUGCUGCUUCGAGUCUUCAACCUUACUACGUCGGACAUCGAUUUCAACGUCUACAUGGACCCGUAUGCUUUACAGCAGGACGGCACACUGAUCUUCACGUAA